ACUUACACUAAAUUCUAAUAGUUAUUGAUUGGUACAUUUUCGGAGCAAGAAUAGGCUACCCGUGAAAAAUCAUAAAUAAUUAAAACAACUAUUUGUCACACCAGCAUUGUUUCUAAGGGACAAAUAUGAACAGUUUAUAUGGAAAUGGACAUUGGACAGAGUAGAUGUUGGUUUGGUGUGGAUUUUCUAGUAUAAUGGAAAAUCAUUUCACUAAAUUUUAAGAAUACAUCGGUUAAACAACGAAAAUGGAUUUAGACAUUUCAGUGAUAUCAUCAACGUUUAUAAAACCUCAAAUGUUGAAAUAAGACUGAAGUCGGUUAUAACAAUGAGUUCUGUAAUUGAUUUUUACACGGAAAAAAGAAUAAAAUACGGUCGGAAUUCUAUGUGUGUAAGAGGUGCGGCAUUUUCAGGAACAAGAACACCAACAAAAUCUAAUAUAAAAUCAGAAGAAUUUGCCGAAGAAAACUUGGUUAGCAGAAGCGUUUCUUUUACUAAAUCUCGUAGCAAAACAAUAGAUAACAACGAAAACUCAAACAAAGAAAGCGAAGACUUGCGAGUAUGUAAAAGUGGGAAAAUAUCAGAUUCUCUUGCAACGAGGCGCAAGAACUUAAAAAGGUCGAAAAGUGACGCAUUUUUAAAAAUCAAUAAAAACCUUACCUCACUCAAGACUUCGUGUUCAAAUGACCAACACGUUAGAGAUAACGACGACGAAAGAUCUGCAAGUGCUUUAAAAAGGAGAGAAUCCUAUACAAGAAGAGAAAUUUUGAGUGACCAAUGCGCAGUGGACAGUAUAAAACCCCUUAGCAAAUUUAAACUGGACGUUAAAAUUGGAGUGCGAGACAAUCAUUACAAUCAAUGGGCGCGUUCUAAAAGGUCAGUGUCACUUUCAGUUAAUUCAAAUGUUAAUCGUAAUGAGCAGACCAACCAAUCCUCUCCUCCGAACACACCCAAGCUACAGGAUAAACCACGACGAAUAUUAGCAGUUCCGCGCAAAAGUGACAUUGCACGAAAUACUACGGGAAUAUUAAACUUCGACAAUUUCGACGUAAUAUUUCAAAAUAUUCCUGUGAACAGAAAUCUACGCAUUUCACUAAAAAAGAAGGCAAGUCUAGGAAAUUCUGUUGAUUUUAAGAAAACAGAAACAAGUAACGUGACCAACUUGCUGCAGGUUGAAGGAGCACGAAGUAAAAGCGAUAAAGAUGACAGCCAUAACGAAAUGAUUCCAAUACCUAAGAUUUCAGUAGGAAAUGUUCUGGAGUAUACAGUUUGCAAAAAGAAAUUCGAGAAAAGCGGGAAAUUAUAUGAACCAUGCGAACAUUGUAUAGCGACAGCUUCAAAUACAGACGAUCAUUUGAAUACUCAAAAUGGAUGCUUGAAUAAAUCAACAGAGAUUGACGCUGUGUUAGAAGCUAACUCCUCAUGUUUAAAGGUACCUCAAAGUGCAGAGUUUGAUAAACAUUCGCAUGGUGUUGACGCAUAUACUGUAUAUAAAGAACAAUCUAUCGAGAUAAAAACCCUGGACAUUGGAUUAGAAAAUAAAGUCAGAACACCUCGCUCAAAAUGUUUGCCGAUACCAGCUGAAGAUAAGUUAAAGAGUAAAGUUCCGUUAGUCCCGAUGACAAGUAAUGAGAUUGACCCGGAAAAACGUCAACGUCUUGUCAUAACAAACGACUUGCAUCGACUUUCAAAAAACGUAGAACCAGCUAUAACCGAACAAAAACGCGUUGUAACACCGAUAGACGAAAACGCUUCAACGCCGAGAGGGAAAGACGUAGUAACGUCUAGAGCCAAAGACAUAGUAACGCCUAGAAGCAAGGAUGUGGUAACGCCGAGAGUUAAAGACGAAAGACCAGUAAAAAUCCCACUGACACUGGCCAAGAAAACUCCUAAUCUAGGAACACUAAAUAUAGAAAACAAUUUUGCUCAGAUGAGGAUAGAACAACAUUUAAAUAAUCUCAGAAUCAGAACCGAGUCUCAAAUGUCUGCCAGAAAUACCCCUGUGAAAGAUCACGUCAUUUCUCCAAGAGAAGGGUUUAUGAGAAGUCGCAACGAAAAGUGUCAUAAACAAGCCAACAUCUCAUUAAAUGAUCAAGCAGAUUUUAGCUCGGGAGCCUCACUCGGACGUAUAAGUGUUAAAAUACAAUGUAGUGCUAAAAACAUGAAUAAACUGAGAAAUACUAAUAAAAUUAGUGCAUUUAUUCCUCUGCGUGGGAUGACGGUAGAGAGGAAAAUAUGGAACUUACAUAAUUUAUAA
Molecule: messenger RNA, 2254 nt
Organism: Mytilus trossulus (common blue mussel)
Lineage: Eukaryota; Metazoa; Mollusca; Bivalvia; Mytilida; Mytilidae
Exons: 2
Coding region: 326-2254 (642 amino acids)
Source: RefSeq, a predicted model, not a curated record